AUUUAUUUAAUUUAAUGUACGAACCAAUCUCCCCACCCAUACCCAUCACAAACACUUCAUUCUAUACUAACUCACUGCCAUACUACCACUGCUCUUCUGUUUUCAGAUCUACACAACACUGAACAAAAAUGCAGCACCACCACCCUCUCACUCUCACACUCACCACUCUCUUCAUCUUCCUCCUUUUCACUUUCUCCUCCUCCCACGAAGAUCUAAUCCAUUCCUCCUGCCUCCAUGCCAGGUACCCGACCCUCUGCCUCCGAACCCUCUCCAACUACUCCGGCCCCGCCGACACCCCCUUGGACGUCGCCCGUGCCGCCCUCAGGGUCAGCCUAGCCCACGCCCGCAGAGCCUCCCACUACCUGCAUACCUCCAAUGGCGGCGCGAGCAGUACCAGCAGCAGCAAGCGGCAGCGAGCGGCGCUGAGUGACUGCGCGGAGCUGGUAGCGGACUCGGUGGAGGAGCUGCGGAAGAGCUUGGAGGAGCUGCAGCACCUGCGGCCGGAGACGUUCAGGUGGCAGAUGAGCAAUGCUAUGACGUGGGUCAGCGCCGCCCUCACCGACGGCGACACGUGCCUCGACGGCGGCAGUGUCAGGCUUGAUGUGAAGCGCAGGGUCACCGACUUGGCAAUGGUUACCAGCAAUGCUCUUUACAUGAUCAAUCGUUUGGGCCAAGGUGGGCCUGGAAAGCCCGUGCCUCAUUCUAGGCCGGGCUUGAGUGUUAAGAAUUGACUUAUUGGGAGAAACAAAUCGAGAGUGUGUUGUAGACUUGUAGUGCUGGAUUUAGUUAAGCAUGUUACUUAUUACUUUAA
Messenger RNA from Lotus japonicus, 811 nucleotides. RefSeq names its product pectinesterase inhibitor 3-like. The record is from RefSeq and is a predicted model, not a curated record. NCBI's taxonomy places the organism in Eukaryota, Viridiplantae, Streptophyta, Magnoliopsida, Fabales, Fabaceae. Bases 129 to 731 code for a protein of 200 amino acids. Gene Ontology annotation, biological process: negative regulation of catalytic activity. The transcript has a single exon. Gene Ontology annotation, molecular function: enzyme inhibitor activity.